AAACGGUGGGAAACAGUUCAUUGAUUGUAGAUGAUUAUCAUCCGAAAAGACCUCGAAAUAUAACGGUACGUUCACCUUCUAGCGAUGCAUAUAUAAAGACGCGAUUCACUUUCACUCUCGUUUAGUCAGAUUCGAAUGUUAUGUGUGCCUGUACGUCUUCUUCUUCUGGUAAUUGAGACGCAUUGCGUUAAGUUUCUGAAUUUAGAUAAAAAUGCGUGUCUCGUUAAUUUUCGUUGCGAUUGCAAUGACAGUCGCCGAGAACGAUGAAUCCUGGACUUGGAAUAAUGAUAAAGAAAAGACGAGUCGAUCCGCCGAUGUCAGAUAUGAAGUACACGAGCCCCCUGAACGUUUGGAUAGUUUCGAUAACGGCAUUCAGUUAGGAUUUAGACCUCAGAAUCCAGGCCCUUACGGUCCCACCGGUAGACCCCUCGUUCCGACAUACCAAGGCGGUAAUGGUGUCCUCGUAGGUCCCGGUGGACCAACGGGAAUAAUCGGCAGACCUCCUCGUUUUGAACCAAACGGGCCCAAUGGUAUUUUGAAUUCAGUACCGCCAUGGAUCAGAGAUGAUCCCCGUUAUCGCGAGUUCGACACUUGCAAGUGUAGAUACAGUUUUAAUUGUCCAUCGCCCGGCUUGAAAUUUGGUCACUGUGCGAGGGAGAAGAAGUACUGUUGUUUCAACAGCAAAAAAUUCCCAGGAUUGUUGGGAGAGCAUCAUUACCCAUAUUAUCCUGAAAUGCCGCACAAAUACAGACCAAAUGGUUUCGCGCCGGCAUUGAAUUAUUACGGUAAUCGAAGACCGUACAACGGUGGCUAUCAACAUUCGUCUUUCGAUAACUAUUAUUCGGAGCCCUAUAACAUUGGCGGUUAUGGUCAUCGUAAUGAGUUCGAGUCGUUACGACCAUAUGGCUACGAUUCGGAAUCUGACGAUUACGUGAUCUACGGGAGGUCAUUGAGUAAGAAUCAAACGCAGACGAAUGAGAAGUUAAAAAGUGACGAAUAAAUUUUUAUCGAUAUUUCUUUAUUCUCAAUGGUGAUGCCAAAGAUGAUGUAUGUGACCGAGAUGUAUAUAUACCUAUACGCACAUUAUUCACAUUGAGCGAUUGUAUGAUAUACAAAUAAGAACAUUGACACUUAAUACUU
Messenger RNA from Pogonomyrmex barbatus (red harvester ant), 1140 nucleotides. RefSeq lists its product as uncharacterized. NCBI's taxonomy places the organism in Eukaryota, Metazoa, Arthropoda, Insecta, Hymenoptera, Formicidae. The record is from RefSeq and is a predicted model, not a curated record.